AUGAAAAGUGGGCUAUGGGAAAAAGGAGUUAAAUUUUCUUUUGGUAUUUUGGGAAUAAUUUAUUUUCUUUAUUUAAAAAGAUUUGUUAUCCAAGAAUGGGAAAUUUAUCAAACUAAAAAAAAAGAAAGGGACAUUAACACAAACAAAAUUGAAAUCAAUGAAUGUAGUGAAAAUGUCAGAGAUAUUUUAGAAGAGGAAAAAAAAAAUAAGAAAUAUAAAAAAAAAUUCAAUUACCAUAAAGACAAAUGA
Molecule: messenger RNA, 249 nt
Organism: Plasmodium gallinaceum
Lineage: Eukaryota; Apicomplexa; Aconoidasida; Haemosporida; Plasmodiidae
Product: conserved Plasmodium protein, unknown function
Exons: 2
Coding region: 1-249 (82 amino acids)
Source: RefSeq, a predicted model, not a curated record